AUGGCGAUGUACAAUCAACAAUACUAUGAUCCUUAUUAUACCUCGCCACAAGUGUAUCAAUAUAAUCCCUACUAUGACACUUACACAUACAAUCAACAAUGGGGAGAUUAUUCUAGCACUUCCUACAAUGGAAUUAAUCAAUAUGUUCAACCAACUUCUUACUAUCCUCCUGUACUAUCACCAGAUCUAGAACGUGCUCUUAUUGAUAUGAGCAACUCUUUGAAGGCUGCUACUUUGGAGAUGAAACAAAAUAGGAUACAGUGUCAGCAAAACUUUCAAAAAAAUAUGCAGAUCUUUCAACAAUCUCUAGAGAAUCCUGCGGAGUCAAGGGAAACAUCUACAAGUGAAUAUGAAAUUCAAUGUUCAAACAUUAUGCCUUCACAAGUAGAGAGUGAUCCAAUAGAGAAUGUCAGUGGCAUCACUGUCCAAAGUGGUACAAAACUUGAAUCACCACACCAAGAAGUUAAUGAUUUGAUUCCAAGUCAUGAAGUCAGAAAUUCAUCCCUUGAAGAGUCAUCUCCACCAAAGGUUGAAUCUCCUACUUUAGUUGGUCCACCAUCACUGAAAAAGUCAUACAAACCAAUUGUACCAACUUAUGUCCCUCCUCCACCUUUUCCAAGUAGAUUGAAAAAAUCAAAGAAAGAGGAGCCCAUUAAGGAGAUCCUUGAGACUCUUCCUAAUAUUGAGGUAAAAAUUCAAUGUCUUGAGGAAAUCAAAGAAGAGACUCAUUAUGCUAACAUUCUUAAGGAGUUGUGUCCAAAUGUGAAAAUUUUGAAUGAUGGUGAGAAAGUAAGUGUGGGAGAGAAGGUUAAUGUAGUUCUCCAAAGAAAGUUGUUGCCUGAGACAAGUACAAUUCCAUGCACAGUUAGUAAAACCAGGUUUGAUCAUUGCAUGAUAGAUUUAGGAGAAAUUAUUAAUAAUAAGUCUUAUUUUAAUUUUGCUUAUUUAAAUCUUGGUCCAUCAAGAAAAACUCAGGUUUUUAUUCAAUCGAUUGAUCAAACUAAUGCUUAUCCUUUAGGGAUAGUUAAAGAUAUUUUUGUGCAGGCUUAUGGACUUGUCAUUCCAAGUGAUUCUUACAUAAUUGAGAUGGAAGAUGAGGGUGAUCCCAAUCUUACAUCAACUUUAUUUGGGAGAACCUUCUUACUCACUGCAACUAAGAAGUGGAAUACAAAAGCAUGGAUACUUAGAUUGGAAUUUGAUGGUGAAACACUCAAAUUCAAUGUGUUAGAUUCCAUUCAUAAAUACAUAAAGAAUGUGUCUUUGUUAGAAGACCCAAUAUGA
Cannabis sativa is the source of this 1281-nucleotide messenger RNA. RefSeq lists its product as uncharacterized. Bases 1 to 1281 code for a protein of 426 amino acids. Lineage: Eukaryota; Viridiplantae; Streptophyta; Magnoliopsida; Rosales; Cannabaceae. The transcript has a single exon. The record is from RefSeq and is a predicted model, not a curated record.